Molecule: messenger RNA, 1212 nt
Organism: Nanorana parkeri
Lineage: Eukaryota; Metazoa; Chordata; Amphibia; Anura; Dicroglossidae
Product: zona pellucida sperm-binding protein 3-like
Exons: 10
Coding region: 1-1212 (403 amino acids)
Biological process (GO): positive regulation of acrosome reaction; egg coat formation; binding of sperm to zona pellucida
Cellular component (GO): extracellular matrix
Molecular function (GO): acrosin binding
Source: RefSeq, a predicted model, not a curated record
AUGAUUUGUGACAAUUACAAUGUUUCUAUUUGCUUCAUGUCCUCCAUUGAGUGUUUUUGCUUGGAUCUAAUGCAGCUUAAGUUUGCUUCUCCAGCAAACAGUGUCUUCUUUGGGUGUAAUGACACUUUUGUAAGUGUGGCAGUCAAAGUUGACCCACUGGGUACAAGCAGAAGACUGAACCCUGCUUACUUGACCCUAGGGAAGUGCCCAGUCUCUAGUACUACUGCACUUCUUGGCUACCUUGUAUUUGAAUACCAAUACAGUGCCUGUCGAUUCGAUAGAAUGGCCCUUGGGAAUGCCGUGAAGCUUUAUGCUAACCUGGUUUACAUGCCUACCCAAAUGGCCAAUCAGUAUUCUGAGCCUUUCUCUGUACCCAUAGUCUGCAUAGCAAAGAGGUCUAUGAAUCCAACUCCUAUAGACAUGACAUCUACAGUGUUUCUAACAGCAUCUGGAAUGGGUAACCUUAAUUUCAGCUUUCGCUUCAUGAAUGAUGACUUCUCAGGUCCUUCAGAUGCAAAAGACUUUUUAUUGGGAUCCCCCAUCAACUUGGAACUGUCUGUGAAUUUAGGAUAUCACAUUCCUCUGAGACUCCUUGUGGAUGAAGGAAUAGUGACUCCAACUACAGAUAUCGCUUUAACACCAAGAUAUGAUCUGAUCAACAACCAUGGAUGUUUUGUAGAUGGAAAAGUGGCGCACUCUAGGUUUGUAAAGCAGGAUCCAAUAAAUACCAUAUGGCUCACCUUUCCAGCCAUGAAAUUUGUGACACUUGGUAAUGAGAUCUACCUUACCUUUAAGCUGGUUGUCUGGGAUCCCAAAGAUGUAACAGAGCUCAGGAAGGCAUGUUCUUAUUUACUGGACACAAACAGGUGGGAACUACUUGGUAGUGCAGACAAUACUGUAUGCACUUGCUGCGAUAAUGUCUGUUCUAGAAGUUCCAGGAAGAAAAGAAAUGUUAAUGAAAAUGAAGAUGGACUUGUUCAUACAAUGGUUCUAGGACCCUUCAAAGUACAUAGCCCAUCUACUAAUGGCAACGAAUCCAGAGCAGCAGAGACAGUCUCCGUUACAGGCUUCCUUAUGCCACCUGCUGUUGGGGCACUUUUACUGGAGCUGGCUGUUCUGUUGCUGCUGUGCAUUGGUGUUAUACUGUAUGGCCGAUCAAAGCAAAAACGUAAAGAGAUUGAAGAGCGCAGCCUUGUAACCAAUGAGCACUAA